Molecule: messenger RNA, 546 nt
Organism: Ustilaginoidea virens
Lineage: Eukaryota; Fungi; Ascomycota; Sordariomycetes; Hypocreales; Clavicipitaceae
Exons: 1
Coding region: 1-546 (181 amino acids)
Source: RefSeq, a predicted model, not a curated record
AUGGACGCGUCCUUGUCGUCCCGGCUCCUGAUGGAGCUCCUCCCCCCGCACGUAGCCACCUUUGCGCAGCAGCACCUGCUCAACCCCCGGGCCCCUUUCCAAAUAUACAGCCAAAAAGCCGUUUCGCAGCUCCACGUCUUUCUCGCUUCCCUGGUGCCCCAUGUGCAACCUCUCCUGGACCGGGUCGCCGCCGCCAUGGUGGAAAAUCAGGGAGUCACGGGCUUCGUCACGCUCGUGCUGCUCAUGACGGCCGUGGUGGUGGUGAUGAACUGGAUACGCCGGCUGGUCCUCUGGUGGACGCGCCUGGUCAUGCGCGUCGUGUUCUGGACCGUCGUGGCUGCGGUGCUCGCGUGGGUGUGGAACAGAGGCGUCAUGGAGAGCGCCAGGGACGCCGUGGUCCUGGGAGCCAAGGUCGUGGGAUACUUGGCGGUCCUGAAGGACUUUUGGAUGGCCGAGUACAAGAGAUACGAGGCGAGCGGCAGCGCGGGGGGGCGGCCAAGCGAUGGCGGGUUUGGGAGCCCUCGGGGCAGGAGUUCCGGACGAUGA